CGGCGGUCACCAGACAACAGACGUCACCAAAAUGCGACUCGACGUCUACGUGAUUUUUGUGAGACAGAGGUGUUUACAACAUGGCGUCGGUGGAUUUGAGAGACAACCCGCUGGGAAUAUCCUGGGUCGACAGCGGCUGGGUGCCCAUUCUGAACCCUGGAAAUGUCCUGGACUAUUUUUCUGAAAGAAGCAACCCCUUCUACGACCGAACCUGCAACAACGAGGUGGUGAAGAUGCAGCGGCUCACUCUGGAGCACCUGAAUCAGAUGGUUGGAGUGGAAUACAUCCUACUUCAUGCUCAGGAGCCAAUUCUCUAUAUCAUCAGGAAACAGCAGAGACAGUCUGCUACGCAAGUGAUUCCCUUGGCUGACUACUACAUCAUAGCAGGAGUAGUGUAUCAGGCUCCAGACCUGGGAACAGUCAUUGGCUCCAGAGUGCUUUCUGCCGUCCAUGGGAUCCAGUCUGCGUUCGACGAGGCCAUGUCCUACUGUCGCUACCACCCGUCCAAGGGCUACUGGUGGCACUUUAAAGAUCAAGAGGAGAGAGAAAAAGCCAAGCCCAAGUCCAAGAAGAAAGAGGAACCUAGUUCACUAUUUCAGAGGCAACGUGUGGACACACUUCUUUUGGACCUGCGGUCAAAGUUUCCACCAACAUUUUACCAGCCGAAGCCUGGCGAGAAGCCCAUUCCAGUCGAGGUGAAGAAGGAGCCCGAGCCUCCCACAGAAGCAGUGAAACAGGAGGAGAGGGAGCCCGCCGCCAAGUCCUCGGCCCCGGCUCCUCCAAGCAAACCACCGCCGGAGAAACGAGCGCGGCUCCAGUGACAGCCGGACGUCCCGCGCUCCAGGCAGACGCACAGAGACAGGCUUACAACUCUGCCUGGACGGACAGUUUGACAAUGGGAGCAUUUCUGUUUUCUGUAUUUCUCUCCCAAACCUCAAGACCAUCUGCCACUUUGCUGUUUUGAUCGCUUUGCCAGAGGCUGAGAGUGAACGCGGCACGUCGCCUGUGUCAGCGCCGUGCCAGGACUACUUUUACACUGUAACCUUAGUCUUGUGCACUCGAUAAAUUUGGCAACAUGGACGUUUCAAGCAGCUGUGCACAGGACAGGGGUUAACGGCUUGAUGUCAGCGGGCAGUGUAAAUCUCGGUGUAAAGAAUCCCUGCAGUGUACGCUGAGGAUGAGGAUGAGGAUAAACGGAUGAUGAGCUGACAUCAGCAUCGGUUUCGGCUCACUGUUGACAUCAGCGGCAUGUUUGUGUUGCAAUGACUGCAGAGGAUUGUCUCAUGCCCCAUCUGCUUUAUGAAGACGUGUGUCAUAACAUCAGACGCUCCUUCCUCCCCACCACUUAACCACUCUUUAAUUUAAUUUGGUUUGUGAGAAACAGCUCCGGGCCUCAGAUUGGUUUGUCAGCACGCUGCACAUGUUGAGAAGUUCCUGAAAAAUACACAACUCUUCCCACUGUUUUCUUGAAACACUUUUUAUAUUAAAAUAAAUAUGUUGUAUGAAUUAUGCUAAGGAUUUUUGUUUAUGACCAGCGUAAUAGUUUCUGAAUAAAAUGCUGUGUAAAAUGUACAUGAUGUUAUUUUGACAAUGACUUGUAAUCAAAAACAUAAAGGCUGGAGAGCUUGA
This is a messenger RNA of Myripristis murdjan (pinecone soldierfish), 1629 nucleotides long. RefSeq names its product mediator complex subunit 6 (gene med6). Lineage: Eukaryota; Metazoa; Chordata; Actinopteri; Holocentriformes; Holocentridae. The transcript has 8 exons. Gene Ontology annotation, cellular component: mediator complex. Gene Ontology annotation, molecular function: transcription coregulator activity. Gene Ontology annotation, biological process: regulation of transcription by RNA polymerase II. The record is from RefSeq and is a predicted model, not a curated record. Bases 81 to 821 code for a protein of 246 amino acids.